GGCAAAAUUGUAUACAAAAAUGUCCAUGUUAGUUACAAUUUGCAUGAAAAUGCUGAUUAACGUUCAUGAGGAUUUAAAAAAAUUACAAACUGAUGUGGAAGAACUAAACUUAAGGCUGGAAAAAUGAGACACUGAGAGAAACCAAAACUGACAUAUUUGCCCAUCCCUAGCCUUCUAGUAAAGGAGUUGGACCUUCUUGGUGUCCAGGGACAUGGGAUGCCUUAUACACAGGGAGAAACAGUUUCUCUAUCCUCCUAACCUUACUCUCUUGCAAAUGUACUACGCAGGAGCUGGUAUGAAUCCUGCCCAAUCCUUUGCCCCUGCUGUCAUCACCCGCAACUUCACCAACCACUGGGUGUUUGGGGUUGGACCAAUUGGUGGUGGUGUGAUGGGCAGCUUCUUGUAUGACUUCAUCCUCUUCCCCCGGAUUGCCCUGUCAGAGCGCUUGUCUGUCCUCAAAGGUGACUGGCCAGCUGAAACUAGUGCACCCCCAGAGCCUCCAAAGGGACAGUUUGUUAUCCGGUCUCUUUCAAUCAAAUCGGGCAAUAGAAUAGGGAGAACAGGUGGGGUGGGGAGUGAAGGGGAAAUAUGUCACUGCCUGGUUUUUAAACAAUUUCUUUUUGCAGUCAGAAAUCUUGGAAAUGGAUUUAUGGAAAAGGUGUAGGACAAUUCCCUGUGUGUGU
Rhineura floridana is the source of this 683-nucleotide messenger RNA. RefSeq names its product lens fiber major intrinsic protein-like. Gene Ontology annotation, molecular function: water channel activity. Gene Ontology annotation, biological process: transmembrane transport. The record is from RefSeq and is a predicted model, not a curated record. Gene Ontology annotation, cellular component: plasma membrane. Lineage: Eukaryota; Metazoa; Chordata; Lepidosauria; Squamata; Rhineuridae.